UUCUCAUAAUGUCGCUGGUGUGGGGAUUCGAACGCAAAAUUUUUGGACGUUUGGUCGAUUUUUGUUAGCGUUUUGUCUAAUAUAAUGACCAAAUACCCUUAACUUUAUCUGGGAACUACAAAAAGAGACGAAACCAGUUCUCUCAAACACUCAAGAGUCCAUCGCACCACCGUCCAUGGCCAGGAGAUAGCUUAAAAAGGAGUUGGCCUGAAGCUUGAAAAUAUAAGACCAAGGUAGUAGUAGAUUCCCAAUAUGGAUAUUUCUGAUGAGGAUUCUGCUGACAGUAGUUAUGCAAGCGGCGAAUCGAUAAGAUCAAGCGUUGGGGAAAACAGUUUGGACUCUUUAGAGUCUGAAGAGGAUGAUGAUAUGUAUGAUGACUCAACAGAUAAUUCGGAAGAAUCAAGCGAUGAAGAAAACAUUUUGGAUCAGACGAGCUCGAUGAUUCGUGAUAUGAUUCAUGAUAUGUAUCGUGAGAUGGUUCAUGAUAUGUAUCAUGAUAUGCUACAUGAUAUACAUGAUAUGUAUAAUGAUUUAACAAAAGAUCUGGAUGGAGCUCGCAUCCCUUCCUUUAGCGCACUACAAUCCUCCAAGAAGCAACUCUUUGAGCGCCCAGAUGACAAGACUACGGUGCUUAAUACAAUGAUGGUCCUCAACAAUCUAUCUGGUGUGAGGAUGUGGUCGCCUUUAUACCUUGCUUCCAUGCGUCAUAUUCAGGCUGAUGUUACUCACAGAGAGGCUUUCUUAGCAUUUUCUGAUCCGGAGGAUAAGGUUUGCUACUUAGAGUACAAGACUGGCAAAAAGAGAGAUGAAUGACUUUUGUUAUGGCUCCUUGUGUAUUACUUUUGGUGAAGAUUUUCAGUUUGAUUGAUCUUGUAAUGUACUCGGGAAAAAAAACAAUCAAUCAAAUGUGAAUUACAAACUUCUGUCAAUCAAUUUUUGACUUUUAGAAGUCUGCAAGAGGGAUGCUUCAAAGAAGUAAUGUAAUUCUAUCUGCUGUAAUCUACAAUUAACCAACAUUUCUACCCACAUGUGGGUUUUACUA
This is a messenger RNA of Camelina sativa (false flax), 1042 nucleotides long. RefSeq lists its product as uncharacterized. NCBI's taxonomy places the organism in Eukaryota, Viridiplantae, Streptophyta, Magnoliopsida, Brassicales, Brassicaceae. The record is from RefSeq and is a predicted model, not a curated record.